Argiope bruennichi is the source of this 1797-nucleotide messenger RNA. RefSeq lists its product as uncharacterized. Gene Ontology annotation, molecular function: oxidoreductase activity, acting on the CH-OH group of donors, NAD or NADP as acceptor. The transcript has 15 exons. Gene Ontology annotation, cellular component: cytoplasm. The record is from RefSeq and is a predicted model, not a curated record. Bases 57 to 1703 code for a protein of 548 amino acids. Lineage: Eukaryota; Metazoa; Arthropoda; Arachnida; Araneae; Araneidae.
AUCGUAGAGAUUUCAGAAGUCAUUAGAAACAUUAGUUUUGUUAAAGAGAGAACACAAUGUCCGGCUCUCCUGUUGCAAUUGUUACUGGGGGUGCCCAAGGCAUUGGGGCCGCUAUUUGUGCAGAGUUAUUAAAAAAUGGAUAUCGAGUGUGUAUAGCUGACAUUCAAGAAUCGAAAGCAGAAGAAUUUGCCGAAGCACAGCAACAAAUAUAUGGAAAAGAAAAUGUCAUCGCUAUAGGUUGUGACGUAUCAAAAGAAUCUGACUAUACGAAUGUCUUUGAAAAGAUGCUUGAAAAGUUUAAAAGAAUAGAUGUUUUGGUGAACAAUGCUGGGAUUGUCGAUGAAGAAAGUCCUCGUAAAUGCUUGGAAGUAAAUUUGUUGGGACCUCUAAUCGGAUGCCACACAGCACUUAAAUAUAUGGGUAAAAGCAAUGGAGGAAAUGGAGGUGUGGUUAUCAACACAGCUUCUCUUGCAGGUUUCGUUCCAGCUACCACUGUCCCCGCUUAUACCGCCUCAAAGCAUGGAAUAAUAGGUUUGACCCGCAGCUUUGGGCUCCCUCUUCACUUUGAUAAAGAUGGAAUUGUGUUUGCUGCUCUGUGUCCCUCUCUAGUUAAUACAACCAUAAUAAAGCCGAUGAUAAAGAAUAUUAAUUCCACAAAAGAAAGUGAUAUGCCUUUUAAAUUUGUGAGCAUUGAAUUGGUGGCAAAAGGUGUUCUGAAAAUACUGGAAGACAAAAUCAAUGGAUCAACUUUAAUUGUAAUUCCUAGUGGAUAUCAUUAUCUAAUCCUUGAUGAAAGACUGAAGAAGCUGAUUUUGGAUGAUAAACCACAGAACAGAAUCUAUGAAAAUGAAGAUGUUAAAAAAUUUGCUCUUGAAAUAAAGUUUUCGGAAAAUAUUGUUCUAGUAAUUGAUAUUUGUUUCAUCUAUGAAAAUAUGUCUACCUCUCCUGUUGCAAUUGUUACUGGAGGUGCACAAGGUAUAGGAGCUGCUAUUUGUAUAGAGCUUUUGAAAAAAGGAUAUCGAGUAUGCGUAGCUGAUAUAGAAGAUUUAAAGGCUGAAGAAUUUGUGAAAGAGCAACAAAGAAUUUUUGGCGAAGAAAAUGCAGCAACUAUACGAUGUGACGUAACAGAAGAAUCUGAAUACGCAAAUCUUUUUGAACAAAUUCUCAAAAAAUUUGGAAGAGUUGAUGUUCUAGUGAAUAACGCAGGAAUUGUCGAAGAAACAAAUCCUCGUAAAUGCUUGGAAGUAAAUUUAUUAGGACCUCUUUUCGGAUGUCAUGCAGCUCUGAAAUACAUGGGAAAAAAUAAAGGUGGAAAAGGUGGUAUGGUUAUCAACACAUCUUCUGUAGUAGCUUUCUCGCCAAGUCCUAAAAUGCCUGCGUACACCGCUUCCAAACAUGGCAUAAUAGCUCUGACGCGCUGCUUUGGGCAUCCAUUCCACUAUGAUAAAGAUGGAAUCAUAUUUGCUGCCUUAUGCCCUUAUUUGGUUGAUACAAAUAUUCUGAAUUCUGUAACUAAAACUCUUGAUCCCACCAUGGACUAUUCCAAGGUCCCUGAUAAAAUGAGUCCUGAAUAUGUGGCAAAAGCAGUUUUGAAACUUUUGGAAGACAAAAUCAACGGGUCAGCACUAGUUGUUCUUCCUGGUGGAUAUCAUUAUCUGGAAUAUCAAGAUGAAAUUAAGAAUCUAAUGUGUAAAAAUAAGUGAGUGAGUUGAUGGGAAAAAAAUGAAAGAUCUGUAUAACAAGAAUAAAAGGAUAAAAAUUCUUUUUUUGAAAAUAAUAAAAAUUUGAAUAAUCUCA